Closterium sp. Naga37s-1 is the source of this 3405-nucleotide messenger RNA. NCBI's taxonomy places the organism in Eukaryota, Viridiplantae, Streptophyta, Zygnematophyceae, Desmidiales, Closteriaceae. The record is from the annotation of a GenBank genome assembly.
AUGCUCGAAACAUUUACCCCGUAUUCCGCUUCAACCGCGGUGCCCAUCGAGCGCAUCCGCAACUUUAGCAUCAUCGCGCACAUCGAUCACGGCAAGUCCACCCUGGCUGAUAAGCUGCUCGAGACGACGGGCACGGUGCAGGCGAGGGAGAUGAAGGAGCAGUUCCUCGAUAACAUGGAGCUGGAACGAGAGCGAGGGAUUACCAUUAAGUUACAGGCAGCGCGCAUGAGGCACAUAUCAAGGGUGGACGGCAAGGCCUAUUGCCUCAACCUCAUAGACACGCCCGGCCACGUGGACUUCAGCUAUGAGGUGUCCCGCUCGCUGGCUGCAUGCGAGGGCGCCCUGCUGGUGGUGGACGCUUCUCAGGGCGUGGAGGCACAGACAUUAGCAAAUGUGUACCUGGCGAUCGAGGGCAACCUGGAGAUUAUCCCAGUGCUGAACAAGAUAGACCUGCCAGGGGCCGAUCCAGAGCGCGUACGGGCAGAGGUGGAGGAGGUGGUGGGGCUGGAUGCAUCAGACGCCAUCCUGUGCUCCGCCAAGGAGGGAGUGGGCAUUCAGGACAUCCUCGAGUCCAUCAUCGCCAAAGUGCCGCCCCCUGCUCCUACGAGAGACCAGCCGCUGCGCUGCCUCAUCUUCGACAGUUACUACGACCCGUACCGCGGGGUAAUUGUCUACUUCAGGGUGGUGGACGGGGAGGUGCGCAAGGGGGACAGCGUGCGGUUCAUGGCGAGUGGCAAGCAGUACGAGGUGGACGAGCUGGGGGUGCUGUCACCCACUCAGAUGCCCGUGGAUUGCCUCUAUGCUGGCGAGGUGGGGUAUCUGGCAGCGUCCAUCCGCCAAGUGGCAGAUGCGAGGGUGGGAGACACCAUAACCCAUGCGGGGGGAGCGGGCAAGGGCGGCCCACCAGCUAAAGAGUCCCUGCCAGGGUACAGGGAGGCGGUGCCGAUGGUGUUCUGCGGGCUCUUCCCCAUCGACGCCGACCAGUUUACCGCGUUAAGGGAGGCGCUGGAGAAAUUGCAGCUUAAUGAUGCUGCGCUGCAGUUUGAGCCGGAGAGCAGCAGUGCCAUGGGCUUUGGCUUCCGCUGUGGCUUCCUGGGCCUGCUGCACAUGGACGUGGUGCAGGAGCGGUUGGAGAGGGAGUACAGUUUGGAUCUGAUCACGACAGCCCCCAGCGUGGUUUACCGUGUAGUGAAGCGGGACGGGUCGAUGGUAGAGUGCUCCAACCCCGCUGACAUGCCCGAUGCCUCCAUUCGCUCUGAGAUCCAGGAGCCAUACGUGCGGCUGGACAUCCUGACCCCCAAGGAUUACAUCGGCACGCUCAUGGACCUGGCACAGGAGAGGCGGGGCGAGUUCGUGGAGAUGAAGUAUGUGACCGAGUCGCGCACCACCCUGUCCUAUGACACACCGCUGGGCGAGGUUGUGGGGGAUUUCUUUGACCAGCUCAAGUCUCGCACCAAGGGUUACGCCAGCAUGGAGUACAAAGUCAUCGGCUACCGCAAGAGCAACCUGGUGAAGAUGGACAUUCAGCUCAACGGGGAGGCUGUGGAGCCGUUGUCAGCCAUCGUGCACCAGGAAAAGGCCUACGGAGUGGGCAGAGCACUCACACAGAAGCUCAAGGAGCUCAUUCCGCGGCAGAUGUUCAAAAUCCCCAUCCAGGCGUGUGUCGGAACCAAGCACGCGGAGAGUGGACCCUCCCCUCUCCCUCUGCAGCACUUUCAGUACUACGAGGGCGGGUGGUCCGUGGCAUGGGCGGGGAUUUACGGUCUCAUAAUGGGGGCGGCAUGGAUCGUACUCGGUAUAAGCAUCCUCGCUUUUGCGCUCUGCGUGUGCCUGUUCUGCCGCAAACGCUGGAAAGAGCGUCUGGACGGCGACCCGCCUGGCUACACGCCCUCUCAGAUCCGCGUGCCACUUGGCGCGCUCAUAUUCGCUGCUAUAUUCAUCCUGGUGGGAGUGGCGCUGCUGUUAGCAGGGGGGGUGCAGUUCCAGAGCACCUAUCGCAGUGCCACGCAGUUUACACUCGCCACCACGCAAGCCCUCGUGGGCGCCACUCACAACCUCUCCCUCACACUGCAACGCUCUGCCAACACCACCGUCUUCAAUGCUAUGGUUCCCCCCGCCACGCAGCAGACGGUGCUGCAGGGAACAGCAAAUGCGGAGAGGAUGGCAGAUGACAUCCAGGCGAGGAUUGUGAACAGCAUCGACCGGCUUGAUGGAUACGUCAAGAUCGUCACCAUCACCAUUCUCGUCAUUGGCUCAGUCACUGCCCUGCUCGUGCUGCUGGGUCUGGUUGCUGGAUUUCUCCAGUGGUCGGUUGCAUCACACAUACUCGUUAGUGUCAUUUGGGCUAUGGGGUUCAUCACGUGGUGCACUGUCACCCUCUGCCUGCUCUCCACUCUCUUUGCGGGGGACACGAGUGCGGCCAUGUGGCAGGUGUCACAGCAGGACCCAGUAGGCAACUCCACCAUGCAGCAGUGGCUGCCGUGCGCCCGGGCAAGCGACGCGCGCCAGGCCAUCAACACCACCGUCACUGCUCUCUCCGCAUCGAUUGCGCUGCUCAACACGUCCGUUGUCACACACUAUCCCCAGCUGUUGACUGCAGUCAACGCCACUGGCAUCUGCAGCCCCUACGCGGUCGGCGGCGCUGACCUCAGCUACAACGUCACCUCCUGCCCGCCCGGCACUCUGCCGCCCGCUGCAUUCUUCCAGUACGCAUCAUCGCUAGCAAACGACAUGGAGAGGGAUUUCAGCAUGCUGUGGUGGGGCUUCAUCGUCAUCUCGAUUGCCUCCAUGCUCCUCGCCCUCGCCCUCCCCGUCUACAUCUUCCGCUCUGCUCACCCGCUAGCCCUAGUCCCUGCGAUGUCGACAGGAACAGAGACUCCAGCAGAUGUCCAUGCUCCUCGCAACCUGUCCGCAAAUCCAGAAUUGGGUCCCUUGUCGUCCAAAAUACUGCCUCACCUAUUCAAAUUGUAUGGCUGCUCUGCAAGAGAUGGGGAUUUCGAAAUUUACUCUCCGGACGCGAAAUUUGACGAUCCCCUAAUGUCAGCUCAAGGGUUGAAUCAGAUCAAGUCAGCCUUUUACUCCAUGCAAGUGCUGUUCCAAGAGGGGAAGAUUGUGGAGUACACUUUAGAAGAGACAUCAACAGGAGAAGGCUCAGGACUUGUGGUCCUGGACAAUAAGCAGAAUUACAAGGUCUGGGGCAGGCCUUUCGAUGUUGAUUCGAGAAUCCAACUCAAGGUCGAAGGAGGGAAGGUGGUUCACCACGAAGAUUUGUGGAACAAGAAGCCUUUAUGGUCAGAUCCCACCAGGGGCGUUAUUGGAUGGCUGGGCUACACUUGGAGACGAGGUGCGAUGAUCACAACAGACGUGCUUAUGGGCAGAGGAAAGGAUCCAAAAGGGAGGGCAUAA